Messenger RNA from Andrographis paniculata, 1337 nucleotides. RefSeq names its product (S)-ureidoglycine aminohydrolase. Gene Ontology annotation, molecular function: ureidoglycine aminohydrolase activity. The coding region runs from base 117 to 1013 and encodes 298 amino acids. The record is from RefSeq and is a predicted model, not a curated record. The transcript has 13 exons. Lineage: Eukaryota; Viridiplantae; Streptophyta; Magnoliopsida; Lamiales; Acanthaceae.
ACUAUCUCGCCCAAAAUUCAUUCUUAGUAUAGUACAUUCUGGAUUCCUGAACUACUCUACAAGUCCGCAAGUUGAACACUGCAGCAGAAAGUGGGUAGAAGAGCCUCUCGGAAAGGAUGCAUUCGUUCUCUGCACACUCUCUCUUUGUUACCUUAAUCCUUUCGGGCUUUGUUCGAUUCUCAUUUUGCGAGCAAGGGUUCUGCUCUGUUCCUUCUAUCAUUGAUGAACAGCCACUGUAUUGGAAAGCCACGAACCCCACGCUGUCUCCUUCUCAUCUUCAAGAUUUACCAGGCUUCACCCGCAGUGUUUAUAAGAAGGACCAUGCUUUGAUAACUCCUGAAAGUCAUGUUUUCAGCCCUUUACCUGAUUGGAGCAAUACAUUGGCUGCUUAUCUCAUUACCCCAGCAAUGGGCUCUCACUUUGUGAUGUACUUGGCUAAAAUGCAAGAGAACUCAAAAUCAGGUUUCCCACCAGAGGAUGUUGAGAGGUUAAUAUUUGUGCUUCACGGUGUGGUGACACUCAAUGAUGCAUCAGGUGCUCAGCACAAGCUCGAGGUGGAUUCGUAUGCUUAUCUUCCACCUAACUCGCAACAUUCAUUGAACUCUGUUGCAGCUGCUACUAUUGUUGUCUUUGAAAGAAGGUAUGACUACUUUGAAAAUUAUAAGCCCGAGCAAGUUAUUGGCUCCACAGAUAAGCAGCCACUUUUGGAAACCCCAGGCGAGGUUUUUGGGCUCCGGAAGCUUCUUCCAACUUCUCUAGCAUAUGAUUUCAACAUUCAUAUCAUGGAUUUUCAACCUGGUGAAUUUCUGAAUGUUAAGGAAGUUCACUAUAACCAGCAUGGUCUGUUGCUUUUGGAGGGACAAGGCAUUUACCGUUUGAGCGAUAGCUGGUAUCCAGUACAGGCUGGCGAUACAAUUUGGAUGGCGCCCUUUGUACCACAGUGGUACGGUGCUCUUGGAAAGACAAAGACGCGCUAUUUGCUGUACAAAGAUGUCAACAGGAGUCCAUUUUAACAAAUGAAUGCAUGUCAUCCUAGUUUUAAGGGUAUGUACGUUUUGGACACCUUAAGUCAUUAUUUAUAAUGUGGUGUUAGAUAUAUGCAUGAGAAUUAAGGUAUGUAUGGGUGACUUAGGCUUCCACAAAACUAAACUUCUAUUGCAAUUUGUGCGUGCAAGUGUUUUGUACGGCGAGGAACUUGGCAUGGCUACCUUUCUUUUGCUUUUGCUAUCAAUGGCCUAAUUACUGUUUAUUUAAUGCUAAAUUAAAUUAUAUCCCAUUGAGAAUGUAUGAAUUUUAUACUUCCUCUAUCGUACAAAAAUACGCUCACUUUCUUUAUA